AGUUGGGAGACACCAAAACGCGAACCCUAUCAUCGCCUCAUCGAUCAAUAGAAAUAGUGAGUGAGGGAAGGAAACGACCGACAUGCGGUCUCCUUUCCCUCUUUGUCUCUCUCUCCUCCUUUCCUCCUUCCCUCUCUAGGGUUUCUCGAUCGGUGCCCAAGUGGUAGCGUCGCCGGCCGCCAUAGCCUGCAGCGGGGUCUCGGUGUCUGUCGCGGUCAAUCGCACCCGUCCCCCCCUCGGCUCCAAUCUCAAGGCGAUUCGUUGGAGGGUUUGAUAAUGGACGAGACUGCAAAGAUGGAGAGCCAUCUAUCAUCAGCUGCGGCUUUUGUGGAAGGAGGAAUUCAGGAUGCUUGUGAUGAUGCAUGCAGCAUCUGUCUGGAAGCCUUCUGUGAAAGUGAUCCUUCGACGGUAUGCUGUUAUGUAUAAAUAUGUUACUGGUUGCAAGCAUGAGUUCCAUCUACAGUGCAUUCUUGAAUGGUGCCAGAGAAGCUCUCAGUGUCCUAUGUGUUGGCAGUCAAUCAGUUUGAAGGAUUCCACCAGCCAAGAACUAUUGGAGGCUGUAGAGCGGGAAAGGAACAUUAGACUUAACCAUGCACGGACUACCACCAUUUUUCAUCAUCCAGCACUUGGUGAUUUCGAAUUGCAGCAUGUUGGUAGUUCCAUAAUGUUGCCAGUUGGUGGAAGUGAUGCUGAACUCGAAGAGCGUAUUAUUCAGCACUUAGCUGCUGCUGCUGCCAUGGGAAGAGCUCACCACAUUGCUAGAAGAGAAGGACGGGUCAGAUCAGGUUCUCAUGGUCGCCCACAGUAUCUGGUUUUCUCUACAAAUUCAAACACCCCUUCUGUGGGCUCGGUAUCUGCCUCAUCUGCUCCAAUAGGAGAAAAUGAAUUAGCUCCUGCAAUAAUUGCUGCUGAUUCAUCAGCUACUAUAACUACUCCAGGAGAGGAACCUGCUGAAGUGACAAAUGUUAGCCCAGCUCAUGCUAGCCAGGUUCCUUUCUUGACGCCAGGUAGCAGCAGUAAUCCACAAAGGUCCAGUAUAUCUAGUCCCAGGACACCUGCACAAUCAUCUCCGGUUAGCCAAGAACCAGGACCAUCAGACUUCCAAUCCUUCUCAGAGACUCUGAAAUCUCGCCUUAAUGCUGUGUCAAUGAGGUACAAGGAAUCUAUUGCUAAGAGCACCCGAGGAUGGAGGGAGCGGCUGUUUUCACGUAAUAGUACUGUGGCAGAUAUUGGUUCUGAAGUCAGGAGAGAAGUUAAUGCUGGAAUUGCUACUGUGUCACGGAUGAUGGAACGCUUGGACACGAGGGAAACUAGAAGAAUGUCUGGUGUGUCUGCUCCACCAAGUGAUGAAGUGCACUCAGUUAUGGAACCAACUAACGAGGGUGUUACUGCCAAUCAUGCUAACACUCAUCCAAACAAUAGUACUACGCCAUCUUCUUGCAUUGCAAGUUCAGGUCCCAAUUAAGUUAUGUCACAAUUUCUGAUGGUCGAACAUGCUGCAGUUCCAAAAUUAAAGGCCGUCAAAAGUACACUGUGGAAGCUACAGGUGCUAUGCUUGGGAAGGUCCUAGCAUUUGUUAGAAAGUAGGACAAGAGCAUAAAGGAGACCACUUCAAAAUCUAUUUGGAUUUGAUAUGUUUGCUAUCAGCUGUGUAAAGCUGCUGUUGAUAGAGAAACUCUUUGACAGUAAUAAUGUGUACAAUACUCUAGGCGCAAGGUUAUGAUGCAGUAUUCUGACAAAAACCAAGCUUUUCUAUGUUUGGAUGUAAUAGCCUUGUUGAUGAUCUGCUGAAUCAAACUACUAGAUUGUCUUGCAGUUUUACUAA
Messenger RNA from Musa acuminata AAA Group (dessert banana), 1825 nucleotides. Its product is annotated as E3 ubiquitin-protein ligase RHF2A. The transcript has 9 exons. NCBI's taxonomy places the organism in Eukaryota, Viridiplantae, Streptophyta, Magnoliopsida, Zingiberales, Musaceae. Gene Ontology annotation, molecular function: zinc ion binding. Bases 347 to 1465 code for a protein of 372 amino acids. The record is from RefSeq and is a predicted model, not a curated record.